[Torrubiella] hemipterigena is the source of this 642-nucleotide messenger RNA. The record is from the annotation of a GenBank genome assembly. Lineage: Eukaryota; Fungi; Ascomycota; Sordariomycetes; Hypocreales; Clavicipitaceae.
AUGAACUUUGAGUUGCGAGAAGUCAAGUUUGUCGAUGGAGACGAGCUCGCCGCCGUGCAAGCCGCGUCGCUCGCCGACAAUGAUCUUGACAAGGCACUGCAUCCGGGCCAGACGGCUCACGAGGCCGAGGCUGACUACAAAAAGAGAUGGCUUAGUGUAUAUGGUUACGGGCCGUGGCACUACAGAGCUGUGGUAGAGGUCGCAACGGGGAAGAUAAUUGCGUUUUCCCGGUGGACGGUGAGCGAUGAUCACUCCACGAUUAUCCCACAGCGAGAAGAUCUUCCUGAGGGGGCGACUGUACCUCCUAGAGAGAAGCCUACCUGUUUGGAUACGGACUUUGCGAAGGAGUACAACGCGCGAUCUGUACAAGUCUUGGAGAAAUGUACCCAGGGACGCAAGAACAUGUUCCUUGAUGUUAUGGGAACUCUGCCUGAAUAUCGCCAGCAUCGCCCUGCUACCCUUAUGCUGCAGUGGGCGCGCACGUUUGCUGCUACGCACGGCCUGGUUUGCUAUGCCGAGACUAGCGAGGCAGAUGCGUCCAUGUGUCGGGAUGCUGGGCUUGAACCCGUGGAUAAGUUUGAGGUACAGGCUAGUGAGAAGCUUAUCACUCUUUACACAUUCAAGCACGAGGUUACUAGCUAG